Daphnia carinata is the source of this 1026-nucleotide messenger RNA. RefSeq lists its product as uncharacterized. The transcript is spliced from 4 exons. Lineage: Eukaryota; Metazoa; Arthropoda; Branchiopoda; Diplostraca; Daphniidae. Bases 1 to 1026 code for a protein of 341 amino acids. The record is from RefSeq and is a predicted model, not a curated record.
AUGGAGAUUUUAGAGCCAUCACAAGUGGACAUGCGUGAAUCAUUACGUGACGUCAAAUUGUCUGUAACAAUGGAAUUAACUGAAGAGAAAAAUACAACCGCUAGAUGUUUGUUUACCGACUACUAUUUCAAUCGAAAUCGCUUUCAACUGAAUGGCGAAAUGAAUGGCAUGAAGAACACUAAUAAGGUCGAUGGCAAAUGCAUUUUUACACAGCGCCCAUUCAGGAAAUACACAACGAGAGAUGUUGUCCGUUGUUUCGAUUCGUUAUCGGUCAAACGGCAAAGACAACCGAUGCAUAUUGCUUUUAUAGGCGAUUCGACCAUACGUCAGCACUUUGUCAGUUUUCUCAGGCUAUUUCCUGACCACGACAGCCAAAUUACGACGCAAUUUAACAGGUUCGCCUAUAAAAAUUGGAGUAUGCAACAUCACGAUGAUCGCAACGUUACGAGUCAGCUGUUGGGUAAUUUACGCAUUUCUUUCUUCUGGCGAAAUCUUAUCAAUAACGAGUUGAUUGCUGAUUUCAAACGAUGGGCAUCGACUGACGACGACAGUCAAGCACCAGACUAUAUUUUUUUAGGCUUGACAGUUCAUCACAUUAUAGAGAACGACCUGAUCACAUUCAAGGGAUUACUAGAAACAAGUCUAGUGCCAUUGAUUAAUCAGAGCCUAGCCACACAUCGGCAUCAAAGAAUUAUUUGGCUGCGUCUUCAUACUGCAAUUGAUCAAUUCUAUCAAUAUUAUGGAGGUUUUUAUACGGAAACGGUUACCAUGUACAACGAAGCCAUCGAGCGUAUCCUGAAGAGUACGAAAGUAAUGAUGUGGGAUACCAUCGUCGCUAUCGUCGAGGAAUAUCUGCGUGCGUGCGCCUUAACCGCAUACACUCGCCACGAUUUCGAUCAAGUCUUAAUCGAUAAAUGGAUGGAUCGAGGGUACAUGAAUUGCAACGAUUUCGUACAUCCAGGAAUGACUGUGAUAGCCAUUGGUACACAACUCAUGAUCAAUCACAUGUGUGAAACUGUUGCCUAA